CCAAUGAUAGUUCACUUACGUGCUUACGUCACGUAGAGCGACAAAAUUUCCAAGAUGGUGCUUGAAAGUACUAUGGUCUGUGUGGACAACAGUGAAUAUAUGCGCAAUGGAGACUUCUUACCUACCAGACUUCAGGCCCAGCAGGACGCUGUCAACAUCAUCUGCCAUUCAAAGACUCGAAGUAACCCAGAAAACAACGUGGGGCUCAUCACUCUGGCCAAUAACUGUGAGGUCCUGACCACGCUGACCCCUGACACGGGCAGGAUCCUGUCAAAGCUUCAUGCUGUCCAGCCCAGAGGAGUCAUCAGCUUCUGUACUGGCAUCAGAGUAGCACAUCUGGCACUGAAACACAGACAGGGAAAGAACCAUAAGAUGAGGAUCAUUGCCUUUGUGGGAAGCCCUGUGGAGGACCAGGAGAAAGAUUUGGUGAAGAUGGCAAAACGUUUGAAGAAGGAAAAAGUCAGUGUUGACAUAAUUAACUUUGGAGAAGAGGAGGUCAACACGGAUAAGCUGGCCAUGUUUGUGAACACCCUAAAUGGAAAAGAGGGUGUAGGCUCUCACCUGGUAACGGUGCCUCCUGGCCCGAGCCUGGCAGAUGCUCUUCUGUCCUCUCCUGUCAUGGCUGGUGAGGGUGGCACCAUUAUGGGCCUGGGUGCCAGUGACUUUGAGUUUGGAGUUGAUCCCAGCGCAGACCCUGAGCUCGCUCUGGCUCUGCGUGUGUCGAUGGAGGAGCAGCGACAGAGGCAGGAGGAGGAAGCUCGCCGGGCAGCAGUGGCUUCAGCUGCAGAGGCUGGAGUCUCAUCACCCACUGUAGAUGAGUCUGAAAAUGCCCUGCUGAAGAUGUCGACAGCUCCUGCUCUGCCUGAUUUCAGCCGCAUGACAGAGGAUGAACAGAUCGCAUACGCCCUACAGAUGUCCAUGCAAGGAGGAGAGUUUGGCGGUUCAGAGGCCAUGGAUGUGGACACAGGUGCAGCAGCAGACAGUGAAGCUCCUAAGGAGGAUGAGGAGGAUUAUGAUGUGAUGCAGGAUCCAGAGUUUUUGCAGAGUGUGCUGGAGAACCUUCCAGGUGUCGACCCCAACAAUGAAGCCAUCCGUAAUGCCAUGGGCUCUCUGGCGUCCCAGAACAGAACAAAACCACCUGAGGGCAAGAAAGAUGAUGAGAAGAAAUAGAGGAAUAAGAUGUGUCUGGACUGACAGAGGACAAGGGCAAAUACAACUGAUGAAAGGUUUCCUACUGGAUUAUGGAUAGAAAUGAACACAGAAUUCAUAUAUAAUU
This is a messenger RNA of Sinocyclocheilus rhinocerous, 1276 nucleotides long. RefSeq names its product 26S proteasome non-ATPase regulatory subunit 4-like. Gene Ontology annotation, molecular function: polyubiquitin modification-dependent protein binding. Gene Ontology annotation, cellular component: nucleus; proteasome regulatory particle, base subcomplex; cytosol. NCBI's taxonomy places the organism in Eukaryota, Metazoa, Chordata, Actinopteri, Cypriniformes, Cyprinidae. The record is from RefSeq and is a predicted model, not a curated record. The coding region runs from base 55 to 1170 and encodes 371 amino acids. The transcript is spliced from 10 exons. Gene Ontology annotation, biological process: proteasome-mediated ubiquitin-dependent protein catabolic process.